UAACUUCAAUUUUGCACCCACUAGGGGUGGCCCAUAAAUGUUCAUUAUACACUUUUCUGCUGAAGUUUGCUUCAACGUCUGUUUAUUUUGGAAAUAAUAAGAUGGCUUAGUUUGAAGUAGGAACUUCACUUCACUCUCUCAAUUCAUUCACAGUUGCUUUGGCAAUGGCAGCUCACAGACUUGCUCUCGUAAUCGAAAGUCCUUCAAAGGGCGAUGAAUUUCUGCUUCUGAAGCAGCCGCGCCCUCCCAAAUUCCACGACGAAGAAUACGACUCUUUCGUCGAUUCCGAUCUCUGGGACUUGCCCUCGGCGCAGUUAAACCUGCUGCCACCAGAUUCAGACCCACCGCUUGUGGUGCAAGUUGCUCCCUCGCAUGCCGAAUUCGAGGACAUCGAUUUGAGGAAAUUCGAUAUCCGUUCGGCACUCAACGAGGUGUUUGGACAAAUAGGGCAUGGGGCGGUUGAAGGAGGAGGUUGGAAGUUCCUUAAGUAUGUAAAGGAAGCUGCCUUUGGACCUGAUUUACCCGUUAACACAGUCUUCAUUGCUGGGAAAUUGGUAGCGGCUGAGGACAAAAACUCUAUAGAUUCAUACAGAUGGAUGUCUAUCCAAAGCUGUGUUAACUGGAUUCAGGAAUUGAAACCAUGUGGAGAUCGGGUUGGACCAUUGGUUGUUCUUGGUCUUAUAAACGAAUCAUCUUUCUCUACAAAGUGGAAAGUCCCACCAUCCAUAAACCAUCAGGAGUACCCACCUGGUGUUAUCAUUAUACCUAUGAGAAGUAGGACAUUAAAGCCUUUUAACACAACAAAUUUGGUGGUGUUUGCACCUGAAAAUGUUCCAAAUAACUCUGAAGAAAAUAAUUUUGUUGCAAGUGGAGAUGCACUCAUAGUUGAUCCAGGAUGCCUAUCUGAAUUCCAUGUAGAGCUAGAGAAAGUUGUCAAUGCUUUGCCAAGACGACUAGUGGUCUUUGUCACUCAUCAUCAUCAUGAUCAUGUAGAUGGUCUCUCAGUUAUCCAGAAGUGCAAUCCUGAUGCUAUUUUGUUAGCCCAUGAAAAGACCAUUCAUCGCAUAAGCAGAGAUGAUUGGUCCCUUGGCUAUACCUCAGUUACAGGGGAUGAAGACAUUGUCAUUGGUGGUCAUAGAUUGAGAGUGAUUUAUGCACCGGGACAUACAGAUGGCCAUAUGGCACUUCUUCAUGCAAAUUCUCAUUCCUUGGUUGUUGGUGAUCAUUGUCUGGGUAAGGGAAGUGCUGUCUUGGAUGCAAGAGCUGGUGGAAAUAUGUCUGAGUACUUCCAAACCACAUACAAUUUUCUGGAGCUUUCACCACACGCUUUAAUACCAAUGCAUGGGAGAGUUAAUGUCUGGCCAAAACAGAUGCUGUGUGGAUAUCUAAAGAACCGCAGAAGUAGAGAAGCUAAUAUCCUGAAAGCAAUUGAAGGAGGAGCAAAAACUUUGUUUGACAUUGUAGAAUAUGUGUAUUCUGAUGUUCAUCGUGGUGCCUGGAUUGCUGCAUCAGCAAAUGUGAGGCUCCAUGUGGAUCAUCUAGCUCAACAACACAAGUUACCAAAGGAUUUUUCAAUCCAGAAGUUCAAAAAUACCUGUGGCCUGCAUUUUUUAUCACGAUGGAUAUGGGCUUACACUAUUGGCAGUUUAUUACAUCAAAUAGGGAGGUCUUCAUUUCUUAUUGGGGGUGUUCUUGUUUGCACUGCUGCAUUGUACUGUCGAAACAAGUUCACUAAAUAAACAGGUGUAUCUCUGAGAGAGUCAUUAUCACUUUGAUGAUCGGGAAGUGGGAUUGCUUAAUGGCACAUGUAUGAGAAGGAAGUAGAGUGUAAAUUGUGAGCUUUGAUGUAACAUGCUAUGAUAUUACUGGAAGAGCACUUCCAGAAGGCGUUUGAGAUGUUCUCAGCGAGUUUGUCAUCCAUUUACUGGAAAAGAGUUUUAAUAUUAUUUUUGGUGCAAUUUGCUU
Messenger RNA from Vigna umbellata (rice bean), 1965 nucleotides. Its product is annotated as Metallo-hydrolase/oxidoreductase superfamily protein. NCBI's taxonomy places the organism in Eukaryota, Viridiplantae, Streptophyta, Magnoliopsida, Fabales, Fabaceae. Gene Ontology annotation, cellular component: plastid. The record is from RefSeq and is a predicted model, not a curated record.